Messenger RNA from Archocentrus centrarchus (flier cichlid), 1981 nucleotides. It is a transcript of the gene nop9, whose product is annotated as NOP9 nucleolar protein. Gene Ontology annotation, cellular component: preribosome, small subunit precursor; nucleolus; 90S preribosome. Gene Ontology annotation, molecular function: RNA binding. The coding region runs from base 31 to 1908 and encodes 625 amino acids. The record is from RefSeq and is a predicted model, not a curated record. NCBI's taxonomy places the organism in Eukaryota, Metazoa, Chordata, Actinopteri, Cichliformes, Cichlidae. The transcript is spliced from 12 exons. Gene Ontology annotation, biological process: endonucleolytic cleavage in 5'-ETS of tricistronic rRNA transcript (SSU-rRNA, 5.8S rRNA, LSU-rRNA); endonucleolytic cleavage to generate mature 5'-end of SSU-rRNA from (SSU-rRNA, 5.8S rRNA, LSU-rRNA); endonucleolytic cleavage in ITS1 to separate SSU-rRNA from 5.8S rRNA and LSU-rRNA from tricistronic rRNA transcript (SSU-rRNA, 5.8S rRNA, LSU-rRNA).
ACAUUUACUUCACCACAUCAUUAUGAAAGCAUGGGCAGGCUGCAGGUUUUAGUCAUGCUGUCAAAAGCAGAAGAAAAGAAGCCACAGAAAGGGGCAGGAAAGAAGAGGAGGCAUCCUGAGGAAGAUGCAGGCGGAGAAAGGAAGAGGAGAGGAAGUCAAGAAGGAGAGAAGGGUCAGGGAGAUGGGGGCAAGAAGCGCCUGGACGCCCUGAGUGUGGGCUAUUUCCGCCGAGUCGGAGAAAGGCUCAGCGAAGGCUUUGAAGAUGAUGAGGAGAGAGAGAUGUUUGUGGAGAACGUCCUCACAGAAGUUAAAGGUAAAGCAGCCUUGGUGGCGACAGAUCGGACAGGAAGCAUCACUCUGCAGCGACUGCUCCCACUCUCCAGCCCCCAGCAGGUCGGGGAGGUGCUGGCUGAACUGGGUGGAGAAUCGGGCUCAGAGUUUAAGGCAGUUUCUUGUGACCGGUGUGGAGGCCAUGUAGUGGAGAGCGCGGUCAGACAGAUGUCCAGGUGGAUGGAGUCAUCACAGAAGGAACCGUCUUCAACCGCAGAGGAGGAGGAGGAGGGAGAAGAAAGCUGUGGCCUGUUAGAGGCUCAGGUGUUGGCUUUAAGUCAGGUGGUGAGGGACAACACUGCCGAGUUCAUCAGACAUGUUCACGGCUCACACGUAGUCCGCACACUUUUACAUGUGCUGGGAGGCUGCCUCGGACCACCUCGCACCGAGACUCGUCCAGGAGGAAAAGAACGCAGCGUCGCUCCUCAGCUGACAGACUUUGAGAUUCCCACUUCCUUUUGGUACGAGCUCAAAAACCUUACAGAGACCUUGAUGGAAAACAUUAAUUUAAGCGUGACUGACGCUGUCGCCAGCGCCGUGUUCCAGACCAUGCUGACCGCGUGCCACAGAAAACGGCCCAAACUCUGCAAACAGCUCCUCAGACGCAUCACAGAGUACCUGACGAGUCGCAGCGCUGCUCCUGGAGUCAGUCCGCUUCUAGUUUUUCUGAAGGACCAGGCCUCCAGUCACCUCACAGAAACAAUCAUACAGCUGUCCCACAAGAAACUUCUCAGUGGCCUCUACAAAAACCAUCUCAAGGGUCAGCUGGUCGACCUGGCCCUCCAUCCCAUCGCCAACUUUCCCAUCCAGAGGCUGACAGCAGCUUCUGCCAAGUACAAGCUGUUCCUGAGGGUGUUUGACGAGCUGGUGCAGGGUGUGGAGGCCAUCUUGGCUGCAGGUCACAUGGGCGUGAUAGUUCAGCUGGCAGAAAGCUGCGCAGAAAGCGAAGAGAGACAGGACGAGAUGAUGCAGUGCCUCCUCCAUGCCUUCCACUGUGCCGAGCCUGGCGCUAGACAAGUCACCUGCCUCCCUCUCUUCAUGUCUCUGCUCACCUACGAGGUGUAUUACCACUCUGACACCACAGAGGGCAAGAUACACACCGAGGUCCCACUGACCUCCAUAUGUUACCACGGAUCCCGGCUGGUCCAGGCGCUGGCUAAAUUCAAGGGGCGCUCAUUGCUCCUCAGCAGCCUGCGCUCUCUGAGCCCUUCAGACCUCCUCAGUAUGGCUGCCGACCGUGCAGGCAGCCACGUCCUCCAGGCGCUCAUCACCACAUCCAGUGACAAGGGCAGGGGGAAGAUCCUAAAGAGACUCGAGGGUCAGUACAUGCAGAUGGCCUGCUCCAGGUUGGGCAGCCGGGUACUUGAAGCCGUGUGGAACAGCGCUUCAGUCAGCCAGAGGCAAAGUAUCGCACAGGAACUCGUUCCAAGUGAAAGCCAGCUGAGGUCGGAUCAGUUUGCUCGUCACGUGUGGGCCAAAUUUGCCCUCUCCCACUUUGCACACAGAAGAGCCCACUGGCAGGAAAUACAGACGGGCGAGUCCAAGAAGCGGAAACUUUUCAGUGACAUCCUUGAAUGACAAGCACAUGUUUGUGAAAUAUUGUAGUUCAUUUUUUUUUACGUAAAUAAAUAAAAAAAAUCUGAAAAUAUUA